AUGAAUAGUAAGGCUUCUCAAAUUAGAUCUAUUUAAAGAGCUUUGAAUUUUAGGGAUCAUAAUGUGCCAUUUUGGACUGUUCUUGAUGUCUUAGAAGAUCAAUAGAGGACAUCUGUUAGGGUUUAAACAUAUAUUUAGUCUCUCAAGGAUGUUUAAAAUUACUUGAUGGAAAACCAAGAAAGAUGGUCAGAAGUAUUUGCUAAUGUUGGUCUUCUAAAAGAAAUAUAAUAAAUUCUGAUAGUAGAUAUGAGUCUAAUUGUCUAUAAGGAUUGUAAAAACAGAAUAAUAAAAAGCAAAUUUAAAUGACCAUAGGAUUUGAGUAAUGUUAUUUUGAUUCUCUUGUGAUAGACAUACAUGAGCUUCUAGUAGUAAAUUUAGUCUAUUAAUUUAAAGGGAUGCUAACAAGAGUAACAGAAUGCAAUUACCAGAAGAAUUGGGUAAAGUAAGUCUUUAGUGAAAUAUAGAAGAUUCUGAUAGUUGGGAUCAAUCUAUCUGCCUAAAAAGAUGCAAAAUCAAGUUCAUAGGAGCCAUUUAAAAUAGUCAUGAUAACUGGGUAAAUUCAAUCUGUUUCUCAUCUGAUAGAAAUACAUAAACUGAGGUAAUUAAGAUUAAUCUAACUAUUUAUGUGAUGUUAAAACAGUUAAUAAAAAGUUGA
Molecule: messenger RNA, 655 nt
Organism: Paramecium pentaurelia
Lineage: Eukaryota; Ciliophora; Oligohymenophorea; Peniculida; Parameciidae
Source: the annotation of a GenBank genome assembly